GAGACUGUUCCGGUUGAGGAGGUAUUUGAAACGUUAAAAUGUACGAAAGAAGGAUUGAGUAGUGAAGAAGGGAAUAAAAGGCUGAAUAUAUUUGGCCCAAACAAGUUAGAAGAGAAAAAGGAAAGUAAGCUUCUAAAAUUCUUAGGGUUCAUGUGGAAUCCUUUGUCAUGGGUCAUGGAAGCUGCUGCAAUCAUGGCUAUUGUCUUGGCCAAUGGAGGGGGAAAGCCACCAGAUUGGCAAGAUUUUGUUGGAAUCACAACAUUGCUAAUAAUCAACUCCACCAUUAGUUUCAUAGAAGAAAACAAUGCAGGAAACGCUGCGGCAGCACUAAUGGCAGGUCUUGCUCCCAAGACAAAAGUCAUAAGGGAUGGGAAAUGGGACGAGCAAGAUGCAGCCAUAUUGGUACCUGGAGACGUAAUUAGCGUCAAAUUGGGAGACAUUAUCCCUGCCGAUGCACGUCUGCUAGAAGGAGACCCCCUCAAGAUUGACCAAUCUGCAUUGACUGGAGAGUCAUUACCCGUGACUAAGAAUCCUGGUGACAGUGUUUAUUCAGGUUCAACUUGCAAACAAGGUGAGAUUGAAGCAGUUGUUAUUGCUACUGGAGUCCACACCUUCUUUGGAAAGGCUGCACACUUAGUCGAUAGCACAAAUCAAGUUGGCCAUUUCCAGAAGGUGUUGACAGCCAUUGGUAACUUCUGCAUAUGCUCGAUUGCCAUUGGUCUCAUAAUCGAAAUAGUGGUGAUGUACCCAAUUCAGAAACGAUCUUACAGACAAGGAAUCGACAAUUUACUUGUUCUACUCAUUGGAGGAAUCCCUAUUGCAAUGCCCACAGUCUUGUCGGUGACCAUGGCCAUCGGGUCCCACAAGUUGUCAGAGCAAGGUGCUAUCACCAAGAGAAUGACAGCCAUUGAAGAAAUGGCUGGAAUGGAUGUUUUGUGUAGUGACAAGACGGGUACUCUCACCCUAAAUAAACUCACAGUUGACAAAACUCUCAUUGAGGUUAUGGCGAAGGAUAUUGACAAGGAAAUGGUGAUUCUUAUGGGGGCAAGGGCUUCAAGAGUCGAGAAUCAAGAUGCAAUCGAUGCUUGUAUUGUAGGAAUGCUUCCAGAUCCUAAGGAGGCCCGAGCAGGAAUCACUGAGGUGCAUUUUCUGCCUUUCAAUCCAGUAGAGAAACGAACAGCAAUAACAUACAUUGAUCAAAGUGGAAACUGGCACAGAGUGAGCAAGGGUGCACCUGAGCAGAUUGUGGAGCUAUGCAACCUAAAGAAUGACGAAAAGAACAAAGUGUUUUCUAUCAUUGAUAAGUUUGCUGAUCGUGGUCUCCGUUCUCUGGCUGUUUGCCAACAAACUGUGCCUGAGAAAACAAAGGAGAGCCCUGGAAGCCCAUGGAUAUUUACUGGUUUAUUGCCUCUCUUUGACCCUCCAAGGCAUGACAGUGCUGAAACUAUUCGACGGGCUCUUCACCUUGGUGUCAAUGUGAAGAUGAUCACUGGUGAUCAGUUAGCCAUCGGAAAGGAAACAGGUCGGAGACUUGGUAUGGGAACCAACAUGUAUCCAUCUUCUUCACUUCUUGGUCAAAACAAAGAUUCGGCCAUCGCAGAUAUCCCAAUUGAGGAGCUAAUCGAGAAGGCUGAUGGGUUUGCUGGAGUCUUCCCUGAACAUAAAUACGAGAUUGUGAAGAAACUACAGGAAAGAAAGCACAUAUGUGGAAUGACAGGAGAUGGUGUGAAUGAUGCACCCGCACUAAAACGGGCUGACAUUGGUAUAGCCGUCGCUGAUGCCACUGAUGCGGCUCGUGGUGCAUCUGAUAUCGUGCUAACUGAGCCAGGACUCAGUGUAAUUGUUAGUGCGGUUUUGACUAGCCGAGCCAUCUUUCAAAGAAUGAAAAACUACACCAUUUAUGCUGUCUCCAUCACCAUCCGUAUAGUGCUCGGAUUCAUGCUAAUUGCUCUUAUAUGGAGAUUUGACUUCUCUCCUUUUAUGGUUUUGAUCAUUGCAAUCCUGAAUGAUGGAACAAUCAUGACCAUAUCUAAGGAUAAGGUCAAGCCUUCCCCUAUGCCAGAUUCAUGGAAGUUGAAAGAAAUCUUUGUCACUGGGGUUGUUCUUGGCACAUAUUUAGCUGUCAUGACUGUAAUUUUCUUCUGGCUAGCAAAGGAAUCCGACUUCUUUUCGGAAAAAUUUGGUGUGAAAUCGAUCAGGAAUGACGAAUAUGAGCUUAUGUCAGCUCUUUACCUCCAAGUUAGCAUUAUCAGUCAGGCACUCAUUUUUGUUACAAGAUCAAGGAGCUGGUCUUUCGUUGAACGUCCUGGUCUUUUACUCCUCACGGCCUUCUUUAUAGCUCAGCUGAUUGCUACCUUGAUCGCUGUCUAUGCAAAUUGGGAUUUUGCAAGAGUGAAUGGAAUCGGCUGGGGAUGGGCUGGUGUGAUCUGGCUUUAUAGCAUAGUUUUCUACUUCCCAUUAGAUAUCUUCAAAUUUAUCAUCCGUUAUGCCUUGAGUGGUAAGGCCUGGGACAAUAUGCUCGAGAAAAGGACUGCAUUCACCAGUAAAAAGGACUAUGGACGUGGUGAGAGGGAAGCUCAAUGGGCCUCGGACCAACGUACAUUGCAUGGUCUCCAGGCACCAAACGCAAAUGAGAUCUUAAAAGACAAGAACGACUAUAGAGAAUUGUCAGAGCUUGCAGAACAAGCAAAGAGGCGAGCCGAGGUGGCUAGGUUAAGAGAGCUUCACACUCUGAAAGGACAUGUUGAAUCAGUGGUGAAGCUCAAGGGCCUUGAUAUUGAAACUAUCCAACAGCACUACACGGUUUAAGUCAUCAAGAACAUAAAUUUUUGGAGAACACAAAAUAAGAGUUAGGAAGGCAUGAUUUUGAGAAGGUAUGUUUUCGUGAUGGAUCAUCAUGAUCGAGACACGGGAAUAAGCCAGCAGAUGA
Messenger RNA from Erigeron canadensis, 2929 nucleotides. RefSeq names its product ATPase 9, plasma membrane-type. NCBI's taxonomy places the organism in Eukaryota, Viridiplantae, Streptophyta, Magnoliopsida, Asterales, Asteraceae. Gene Ontology annotation, cellular component: plasma membrane. The transcript is spliced from 12 exons. The coding region runs from base 151 to 2808 and encodes 885 amino acids. The record is from RefSeq and is a predicted model, not a curated record. Gene Ontology annotation, biological process: regulation of intracellular pH; proton export across plasma membrane. Gene Ontology annotation, molecular function: P-type proton-exporting transporter activity; ATP hydrolysis activity; ATP binding.